This is a messenger RNA of Helicoverpa zea (corn earworm), 672 nucleotides long. RefSeq lists its product as uncharacterized. The transcript has 4 exons. Lineage: Eukaryota; Metazoa; Arthropoda; Insecta; Lepidoptera; Noctuidae. The record is from RefSeq and is a predicted model, not a curated record. The coding region runs from base 1 to 654 and encodes 217 amino acids.
AUGACAAUGUUUGUUCAAUUCUUCGUAUUGGCCUGCGCUUGCGCUGUAGGCUUGGCUCAAUCACCAUAUCUGGAAUAUGACGAGGUAAUUGGUGAAACUUGGGCAACACUGAUAGAAAAUGUCGUAUCAAUGGAUGGAAACAUACCUCAACUGAACGACCCCAGACGCCAUUAUACACAGAUUAUAAAUGUAAUUAAUAAAGCAGGAUCUGAGAGAAGUGGUUGUCUUCUUAUUGAUUAUGAUUCACACUAUCCUGAAAUCAUCAACGGUUCAUUAGCACAGGGCCUUGCCAAUACACAAGAAGUUGUUACUGAAAUCAAAGGGCUAAUCGCAGAUCUAGAGAAUAUAACAAAAGAGGUAGCUGAGAUCGUUAGAGAAGGUGUAACAACCGGCGGGGUACAUGCUAAUCAAUUAAUAUCCGAAGGAAUUAUUUUAAAGGGCAAUCUUACUGAUCAAAAUAACAUGUACGUGGCUCUCGGAGAAGCUGCAGUAGCAUUGUAUAAAAUAAACCCCUUUUUACUGAAAGCGUCAAAGGACUACACCACAACUACAUUCGCAGUUGAGGAUAAAGAAUACAUACUUAAAGAUGCUAUUGAUAAGACUGCUGCCGUUUACCGAAACUAUAAUUACUGGAAGAGGCAACACUCUUGCUAGAACUUGCCUAAAAUAAUA